UUGAUGUCUCAGUAAAAAUGUUGGACUCCAUAGCUGUUUUACAAAUGUGGUAGAGAGAGAAACCCACUCACCUAUUUCCGGACUGAUCACUUGUAUCCAGCACAGAUCCCACUUCCAAGAGGUUUAUAGCCAUGAAGACAACUUUGGUCCUUUUGCUUUGCAUAACAAAAUGCAGUUCUGCAUAUCCACUAUGGCAGAUAAUGCAACUGUACAAUACCAUUGGGAGGAUUUCACAGCAGUCUCAGCAGGUUAAUCCCGGCUUUGUGAUGCCACCAGCCCAAGUCUUACAGAACCAGAUUUCACAGAUUUUACCAAUGCAACAAUUACAUCCAUAUCAGAUUUUAUCUCAAUAUCUUCUUGCUAAUCUCAUGCAGCCAGGACCUGCUCCACCACAGAUUUCCUCAACAUAUCCUGUAUUUGGGAACUUGCUUCCAAUGUCUGUUCCGAACACACAGAUGCUCCCUAUUGUAUUUACCCAGCAAGGGCUUUUAUCAGGUUCUGAUUCUGAAGAAGGGAUGGUGUCAGGUGUCCUCAUGGUUCCUGUAAAUACUGGACUACAAGGAGAUGUUAUCAGCAUGCACCAGGCUGGAGUCAGCAUCAGUGGUCCUGAUAGCACAAUAUUAAUGGGACAACCAGCACUAAAUCCUGUUGGCCAGCAAGGAAUUGAUAUAAAUAUCCAAAGAAAUGAAACUGUGUUAGUAGAAAGUGAAUUACCAGGCAACAAGCAUCAGGAAUGGGUUAGGGAUGAUGCACCCGGAGCAGGUAUCAUUCAACCAACGAAUUCACCCCACGCUAGAUUCUGGAAAACUCCAUCCCAUGUCACUCCUACUGUGCCAUCAGAUAUAUUCAGAGGGGAUAUGACGGAGAGCCCAAGACCCACAACAGAAAACUGGAUACUUUGUAAUGCCUAUGUACCCGACCAUGAAGAGUUGCAAGGCCUGACAAGAGGAGAUGGUCACAUUCCUGUAAUGGCUCCAGAAUGUGCUGUCAUUAAAAAAAUAUAUGAAAGUCAGAAUCAAAUGGAGAGUACCAACUGCUAGAGAUUGCGUAGAGGAUGUUCAAAUAAAUGUGUACACCUGGAAAAGCUUACAUCUAAAUAAGGGCUUUAGCAUAUCCCAC
Molecule: messenger RNA, 1119 nt
Organism: Hyla sarda
Lineage: Eukaryota; Metazoa; Chordata; Amphibia; Anura; Hylidae
Product: amelotin-like
Exons: 9
Coding region: 132-1040 (302 amino acids)
Source: RefSeq, a predicted model, not a curated record